Molecule: messenger RNA, 11688 nt
Organism: Gallus gallus (chicken)
Lineage: Eukaryota; Metazoa; Chordata; Aves; Galliformes; Phasianidae
Exons: 2
Coding region: 14-943 (309 amino acids)
Source: RefSeq, a predicted model, not a curated record
GUGGUGUGAUGGGAUGGGAUGCUGUGCGGGCAGAGGUUGGGCUGCGCUGAGUUGUGUUGCGGUGUGUUGGGUUGCACUGGGCCACGUUGUGAUGCGUCACAUCGAGUUAUGUCGUGUUGUGCCAUGUAGUGCUGAGUUAAACCGGCCUGAGGCACGCAGGGCUGUGUUCCUGGAUGGGGUAAAGGUGCUGCACAAACACAGCACCGCCAGCAGUGCCGCCCAGCUCUCCGGUCUGCCCGGCACACCCCUGCCUUGUGACCGGGCUCUGCGGUGGGCACCUGGUGCUGCUUCCCCGUGCACGCCCCAUUUACACACUGAUUCCCCCACCCGCAAUCGCACCUCCACAGCUUCCCUGCAGCCAUCACGGGAGCAGCAGUGCUGGGGAACCGAGAUAGAAAGCAGAAGUGCUCCCAGGGCUUUGCUGCUGCUGCUCACCCGCAGUGCCCGGAGCUCUGUGCCAGCAGCAGUGUGUGGGCAGGGACACCUUCCUCUUUCUGCCACACAUCUGAUGCUUCCAGCACGCUUGGCAAACCAAAGGGGAAAGUCCCAUGUGAAUGGGCUGAGGGCGAAGGGAAGGAGAAGCUUUGCUGUUCCAUUGCAUAGGUCAGCAGCUUCUGCUGGCAGGGUUGGCAGGGGCUCAAUGCGGACCUCGCUCCGAAUAUUUUUAGGUGGCAGCGUGCAGCGCUGGCCUCAAACAGAUCUUUCCUAUUUCCAUUUGUAUUCCCGAGUUCAACCCCCCCCAUUUAUACUGAACCGGUUCUAUGAAAUGCCACGUCUUUACGGCACGCUCGCGGAAACAUUUAAGUUGAAUAAAAUUCUGGGUUCUCCACCACUCUUUCAUUCAGCAAUGGGUCUGAAUUGUGACAUCUUUUGUCAAAGGCAUCUUCCAAAAAACACUGCAAUUUCUGAAGGAGAAAUUAGAUUGUCUUUUAAAGUAAUAUAACAGUUGUGCAAUUUUUGCCUUUUUGACCCUUCUUAUUUCCUCUGGGUUUUAAGUAGAGGCCUCCAAUUUAAAACCUAUUAUACUCCAGAGGCUGCUUCCACCCUCUCAGCAAUGUAACCAUGCUGUAGUCUCUGCCCUGUUAUUUUAACACUUGUUGGCUUUGCUUUGCAUCGCCUUUGAUUUACCAAUACACGGUCUGUGCACGCUGCCGUCUGUAUGUUAACUGUCUGCAUGUUAAAGAAGGCGUUGCUGUAUGUGUGCCUCAUAUCAGCACGCUGCCACACAAAAAGCAGCACUGAUUACUUUUAGCAGCAGUGUGAGAAUACGCAGAUUUCUUAAAAAAAGAAAAAAUGACAGCUGAAAUGUAUUAUGUAAGAAAAUAUUUGCAUGAAAUUUGUCUUUCCUUGUCAAGAGAAAGAAACACGCUCAGAAUUUGGUCUAUGCACACAGCAUCACCUGUCUGUGCCACUUCCAGCUCCUCGCGGCCCAGUGCAGGUGCGCCCAGCCCAGCAACAGGGGGCACAGCCAAGGAGGGAUGCUUUUAGCCUGGGGAGGAAGCUCAGCUUUAUGACAAAAAAAGGACUUGCUUCCCUCCUGCUGCAUCCCCACAGAGAGCCCGCAGGAGCCCGUGUGCACCUGGGCUCAGCUUUAAGCACCAGUGGGCAGCUGGGCAGGGCCGCGUGCUUGAGAAGUAGUUUGGGAGUGCGAGCUGGAUGGGGGCUUUACUCACUGAUGUGCAGCCUGGGAGUGCUGUCGUCAGUGUUUUCCAAGGCAGCAUCUUCUGCGUCUCGGGCAAGAGGCAAUGAUGCUGCUGAAAGCAACAAAAUCUCACCCGCCUUAUAAUUUCAGCUUGCAAGUAUCAACUCGUUUCUCAGACGUGCAUAGAAGAACAUGGGAAAAUAUUGUGUUUCUGGGUGCCCACUUGGUACAAUUUUAUUAAGCAGUUUACAAAUGAGAACCUGUGUCCCCAGAGUUAUGUCUGCAUAGGAAAAUAUCCAUAGUCAUCUGUCAAAAUGCCAGAUUUCUUACUAGAUCUGCUGUGGUGAGGAAAAAAAAGAGAUGUUAAUUAAUUCUGUGAAGAGGACAGUCUUAAAUAAUAGAUAAGAGCCAUGUCCAAGGUGUGCAGUGUUCUCAUCUCCUGGUCUCGCCAUGCCCCGUGCUGCUGGGUGCGGGUGAGAGGGGCUGAGCACAGAGUGCUGCCCACGUCCUGAUGCUGCCCCUCGUUCUGUCCCUCUGGGAGGGGGAACGCCAGGAGGUGCCUGGUGUGAAGUCAACAGACAGUGUUCAGAGGAGCCCUGGGAGCUCUGAUGGAAAGCACAGCCGUGUUAGCGUCACAUGCAGGUGGUUCACCCGCCGGGAAGGAAGAAGUAGGCUGUGCGUGCUUCCCUGUGAUUUAACGUAAUGGCACUUCUGUGAGUUCAGGGCAUAAACAUCACGAGCUCACUUCUGCCUUUUUGGUUUUUUCCCUCUUGCUUCCCUGCAUUGCAGGGCUGGGAGGCAGAAGGAAAGCCCCACGCUGAGGGGCUGCCCAGCUUCUCGAGCCUGGCAGGGCAGCACAGGGCACGUGGGGUGGUGGCACAGACACCAGGAACGAGAAUGGGACAGAAGUAUGGUCACCGAGUGCUUGCGUUGGAAGGGACCUCACAGACCCCCAGCUCCAAACUCUGCCGUGGGCAGACAUCGCCACCAGAUCAAAGAAGCACGUGCAACAUGAGUGAUGUCCAAUGUCAAUCCAUAGCCCGCCCUGUGCUCGCAGUGUCAUCUCCUUUGCUGACGACCGGGAAGGCAUCCCAGCACCGUACAGGGUGAGCAGUGCCAGCAGCAUGCACUCAAGUAGCUGAUGUGACUGAGGACAUGUUAGAAAGAACUCAAAUAUUAAUAAUAUAAUAAGCUAUAAAUUAGUUAUUAAGGUUUUGAUCCACUGAAGUCAACGGCACAUUUUUCACUCACUUCAAUGGCAGGAAGGGCGAGCCCUGUGAGCAUCAUAUCGUGUUUAAAUGGAUGAUGUUGUGAACUGUAAUACUUUUAAAAGCAAGGGGAGAGCAAAUCAGGGCAGCACUAUGCUAAUCUGUAGCUGGAAGCCAGAUAAAUCAACAGAAACGAGCUCCAUUCCUGAGCUGACGUUCAGAUUUCCUCUUCUCCUGCCUCUCAGAUGGCUGCGGCAGGGUGAGCAUGCCAUGGAGUUCCUGCUCUGGUGCCACCACUGGCCCAUUGGUCCCAUGGCAGCAGCUGCAGAUGCCAGCUUUGCUGGGCUGCAAACACCUGGGGCCUCUGCUGAAGGUGUCCCCAGAGACGGCCUGGACCAGUGGCCCUGGAGGUUUCCACCAUGCUCCAGAGUCCUGUGCAGUCCUCGGCCUUGCAGGACUGUGCAUACAGCAAACUUCCAGCCCCAGCAGGAUCCCUGGCAGUGUGCAGAUGUGCCAUAUCCAUAUCUGUACCGUCUCCUAUGGCCAUGCUGGGUACCUUCUGUACUCAUCCCAGAACUCUGCUGGCAGUGCAGCACACUGCUCCCUAUCUGGCCAUGGGCCUGUGCAAUAUCCUCCUCCUUUUUCUGGUAAGCUAUUUAAACUCUGGUGUUUUCAUAGUGCACAUAAUGUUCUCUUGCACAAAACCAACAGAAAGAGGAAAAAACAGCAUUUUUCAGCUUGUUUUCCCAUUGCAAACUUAUUAGGCACACACUGUUGAACAUUUCUUUGCCAAAUGUUGCAUCUUGAUUGUGUUGCAAAGUGUCUGCAAAAAGCAGCCCAGCUAGAAAAAAAAAAAACACAAAAAAUCUGGGUUUGCCACAAAAAUAUCUCAAAUCAAAAUCAAAUGGUAAACUCUGCAUUCUUCCCACAGCUUCAUUUAAUUUUGCCUGUUCUUUUAAUGCCCAAGUAGGAGUGUUGAGAAAAAGCUGGGGAAUACCGAGGAAGUGUUCUUGUUAGUACAGACAAAUAACAUUUUCUGAUUUGUUCUGGGGCUUUCAAUGCUCUUGUUAGAGAUCUCCCCAUCUCCUCCCCUGGCAUACUGCUGCAUGUCUGUGGAUCACGCAGCGCCCGGCACGCCACGUAGAAGUGUGCACGCUGCCCUGCACGUGUCUGUCCGUUACCAUGGCAAUGAUGCUUCUCAGUGAACAUAACAAACAAACCGCAUUAAAAAGAACAAAACCCAAACAAUCCCUAAUUAAAUUAAAAUUUGGCAGCAAAAAUUACAUUUUUCCCUCUAAAUAUUAAACAUUUGUAAGGAGCCCAUUGGCCACGUCUGUUCAUGACACUGACUCCUGGCCUCCACUGUUUACACGUUCCUCAGUUACAAAAUGACCUUCCAUGCCAUGUAUCCUCAACUGCUCUUAAGCAUAAUCCUAUGUUACUGAGUAAGUUAUAAGGUUUUGUGUAAAUGAUGUGACUUCAUGAGGAACUGGGGCUCUGAGAACUUGCCCACCAAGGAAUAUUUUGCAGUGAGAGCAACCACUGGCACAGCCUCCUCAGGGACAUGCGGUCCUCUUUGUGUCAGAGCAAAGCAUGGGAGUCGCACCACGCGUGACGCCUGCAUGGCAGCACACACCGAGCCGCGGAGACGUCACACAAGCAGAUGUGCCACAGCCCUUUGGUAAGCAAUCACCGCGAGGUAAUUGGCUGCAUUUAUCCCUUAAUGUCACGAGUCUGGAGUCCAAAAAUGACUACUUUUACAAAAAUAACUUUCAGGUGCAAUCAACAAAUGCAAACACGCUCGGAAAUCUUUUAACUCCUUUUAGCCGCAGAGUGGUGGGAGAUAACAGAUUGCAUUUCUAUGCAUUAUUACUCGCUUCCAACGCCGUCGUUUCCCUGCAAAUAUUAGCUGUCCCGUGAAUUAAUUAAUCCCCACAACCCGACAGCGGUGCGCUUUCUUCCGUGGCCCCUGCCCUGAACCCAGCAAUCCUGAGCGUCCUCCCGCGCUUGUCUGGAGUGCGUUUUAAUACCAAAGAACACAACAACUAAAAUGCCAUUCCCUGGUUUUAUGAAAAAGCAAUAUCGGAGAGUAAAUAGGGCAAAUACCAACAAGGAGGGACACGCAAGUUGAAUCGAACAAUAAAGUCAAAUAAUAUCACUAAAUGGAAGCGCAGCGGCAGUGGGGGGAGCUCUCUCGGUGAGCUUUCCAAAGCCUGCCGGUGAGGAGCGUGGGAGCACCCCGUCCUCCUUUGGAAUUAGCAGCAGCAGCCAGGACUGGAUUAAACCUCUUCAAAUAACUCUCCAAGCAGAGAGAAAGCAUAAAAGGGAGUGAAAAAAAAAAAAAAUCCGGCGCAUUCUUUUGCCACCAGUAAUAAGCUUACGCUUGCAAUAGACCUGUUAAAUAAUUAGAGUUAAAUUGCCUCCUCUCCUACCACCACCUUUCUCGGCUUUUCACUUCGGAGUCGCAGCCUAAUGGGGAGGGAUGGGGAGGGAGAUGCAGGAGAGCCGUGCCCCACUGCUGCACUGCGGGCUGCACCACGGGCACACGGCCAGGCGGGACACAGCCCACAGCUGCACACGCGUGGCACGGCCCCGCACACGCGUGCACCCCCGGCCCUGAGACAGAAGGCACUGAGAAAGGAAUUGAGAUUUGCAGAUCUGAUAAUGAGCCAGUUAAUGACAUAAAUGAUACCUCAAGAACCUCACUAAACCAUCCAGGUCCUACAAUUUAAUCUGUAAUAAAUACUCCUGCAUCAUUGCGAGAUGGCUGCUCAUAAUGGCAAAUGAAAUAUGCUGGUAUGAUAGGUACAAUAAAUCUGGAUUUUCCUAUGGUUCCCUCAGGCUAGAACAAUAUGUAACCAGAGUGCGCACUGUCAGGAUGAGCAGAUCUCAAAGCCAUCAUAAAAUCUAAAUGGGGACUAAUUAGGAGGCCCUUCCCUUCUAGAGUUACUAUUUCUAUUGACAUUUUCCAUGCAUGAGCCCCUCCAUAACAUCAUAAGUCACCAAGAUAAGAACUCCCUAGAUUAUAGGGAAAAAGCUUUAAUGGAGAAGUUGAACUCAAAGGCGAUGCAUAAAUUUUCCUUCUGAUACCACGGCAAGUCUGUGUGCUCUACUUUCUUUACAAACUUUCCUCCCUGGGCCCGGCUGCGGCUCCGCCAUCCCCAUCACUGCAGCGCUGCCCAGGCCUGGGGGAUGUGUGCCUGUGGGGCUCCCCCGGGCACCACUGGGGGCUCCAUGCCCAGGACAGGAGCGCCCAGACCCCGCUUGUGCCCAGCCCUGCAUAUGGAGCCCCCGAGUCGCAGGGCUGCUCCCAGCCCAGGCUGAGACAUGCGUACAAGCCAAGAUUUAUUGGCUGUUUACAACAGGCUUUACAUUUAAUUUUCCCUUGUCACUUGCACACAAGUAAUUGCCCUGGUGUGUACGUGCAUAUUCCUGGUUGUUGGAGGUGCGGACACAUGUCCUUGCUGCUGCCCUGAUUAAUGGCCUCAGGCCCAGCCCCCAGCCCAAGGGUUUGGGAAUCAUCCCAGUGCGAUGCGAGGUGUGGUCGUGUUAUUGAGGUGAACCAUGAAAUGCCCUGCUGUGCCGUGCCAUUUCUUGUCAUUCCAUGCCACGAAGUGCCACAAAGUGCCAUGCUGUGCUGUGCUGUGCUGUGGUGCCAUGCCAUGAGAUGCCAUGCUGUGCCAUACCAUGCCAUGCUGUGCCGUGCCAUGGAGCGUCAUAAAGCGUCAGGUCAUACCACGCCAUGCAGUGCUCUGCUGUGAAGUGCUAUCCUAUGCCAUCAAGUGCCAUGGAGUGCCAUCACCUGCCAUACCGUGCCAGCAAGAGCACAAGCCCACACAGUCAUCACAGGCAGAGCAGCUGUUGCUACUUUAAUGGAAAGCACAGUCUGAUGGCAUAGUCAUAGCAGCUGCAGUUGCACAGUACUGUUGGCACACACCAUUGGUAGCCGUCAUCAUUGAAGUGAGCAAAUCCACUAAUUCAAACUGACUGUGCCACUGGGAUAAAUGGAUUGAAAACUCAAAGUCUGGGUUCUGGCAGCUCCGGAAACCUGGCGAGGGCAGUGGGGGUUGGAGGUGCGAUGGCCCAUCCCAGCACCACUGGGCCUGGCAGCAUUGGAGCAUCAGCUGCUGUGCCCCCAGCUGUGUGCUCACACGGGGCUGCUCACACGUGCUUUGGGCGUGCAUGAGCCAGAGAUGUUUGUGCUUCUUCAGGAUGUCUAUUUCUGUGAGUUAGCAAGAAAAUAGGAGAGUGGGAUCUGUGCCACGCAUAUCAUCCACAGCCUCCCCUUCUGUAGCCGCAAAAAAUACCUCAGAAAGGAAUUUGAGUGAGCUUUCACAAAUAUUUUCCCCUUGCAUGCAUAAAACAAUGAAGCAAAUACUCUGAGGGAAAAAAAUGCAGCAAAGUAAGUUGUGUCAUAUAGAACUCACGACUGCUCCUGCCUUGGUGGCAUUUAUCUGUGCUCACCAGGGCAGACCUCGCACUGUGAAUUACCGCAUCCCUCCCACUCCUGAAGGAUGCUGGCAGGAAGGCCCCGCCGCCCCGUGCCGUCUCUGUGGCCGCUGCUCACCCUGCCAUUGUCAGAGCAGGCGCUGCCUGGCGCUCCCAUUGUUCCCAUGCAGUGAGCUCAGCCUGCGUGCGCCGGUGUUAAAAUGCAAUUCCGCCGGAGCUGCGACCCGAUGGGAAGGCUGGCCUCCUCACGUGUGAUUAUCUUUGAUCUUUGAAUGCACAUUAUAUUUUUGAAAAUUACUGACAUGGGUAAACAAACAUUUUCUCAAAAACAGCAUUCCUGCAGGAUGAGUCUAAAUACCCUUCUCUCAACUUUGUGUUUGCACAGAGUUAUACAGGGGAAAUGAGCCUUCAGAGAAUUAUUAGAGGGCAAACGAGAAGCGGCCAAGUUUAUGAAAAAAUAGCACAAAAAUGACUGGGAGGAUAGAGAUCUAUAUCCUAAAGUCAACUCCGCUUCCAUUUCAUUUUUUUAAAGGAAAAUCUCCCCUGGCUGAGAUGCACGCUGUGUUUCCUACCAGGGCUUUGCAGAGGGGAGGGGCGACUCUCCGUCCCCCAGAAGCGCAGAGGGACCCCACUGCUGUUUGCUGGGGCUGAGGGAGAUGGACCUCACUCCGGGCUCCGGUUCAGCUUGUGUUAAUGGGGAAGUGGGGUUCGGCUGAAGCACAAGGAGCUGCUUAAUGAGAAUUGCCUAAGAGAAAGUGUGCAGUGCAGCAGAGGGGCACAGCACCGUGUGAAUAAAGGAGUGUGAGAGGAGUGGCACAGCGAGGGCUGCAGCGGUGCCAGCCGUGCUGGCAGCACCAGGAGGGAAGGCCAGCCCUGCACGGGGCUCCUUCACAGCACGGCCACUGCCGUGUGCUCAUCUCAAGGUUCCCAUCCGAGCACCUUAAGGACGCUCACAUACAGUAUCCCCAUGGCAGAGGCAGAGCUGUUAUCCAAAGUGCUGCUGAGAUACACUGAAAUGACGGUGUAUAAAUAUCAAAGAUCAACACCCACUAAAAGGCCAAAAAUUCAGGGAAAUGGGAAAUAAGUAUGUUUAGGUUUUAAUGCUACAUUAAUUCUUGUCCAAGUGCUGUUGCAUUUAAAUGGACCUACGGCCAUGCGCUGGAAGAGGAGCCAGCAAGGAGCAGCACCCUCACAUACCCAGUGUAUUGCCGGUACUGAGGUGGCUGCUCAGGCCCUUUAUUUCCAUAUUUGAGCCAUCAGCUUGUGUUGUGCAGAUGGGGAUCAGUGGGUUUGUUCAAAACCCAGCCAAGCAAUUGGGAAAAUUUGCUCAGCACCAUUCCUUCCCUCUGGUUUGUGCUGGUUCUCCCAAGGCGUGGGGUGGUGGUGUGGCAUGGCUGGGUGAGGGGGGCACAGCCGCACACCAUGGGACUGCCUGGGACCAUCCCCACAGCGCCAGUGUGGCCUCACCAGGGAAGAAUGAUUUAUCAAAGAUAUAAAUCAAAAUGACUGUUUAGCAGCACUGAUUAGCUUCAGAUGAGUAUUUGUGGAAGCACAAUAGCAUCUAAACAUGCCAUGUCUUGGCUACCGUGGCACGGCGUGUCUCGUUUAGUCCACAUGCCCAUCUGUGUGUGCCCUUUAGUGCCUGUAAAGAUUUAAAAUUGCAAAGAGAAGAAUUUUAUCUCCUGUUGAGGACAACCCCAUUUCACACGCACCAGCUCUGCAAUCCGGAGGGUGUAAUUCAGGCGUGCAGGACGCGGCUCUGCAGACACGGCCAUACAUCACCUCGGCACGGCUGCCAUGCACUGCAUCCCCUGCUCACACCUCCCCUCCGUCCUUCCCCAGGAGCAGUGAGCGAACGAACCAGUUGCACAUCUGCACUGAGCAAGCCAAAGCAUGAAUCCUGAAGGCACGAGUGGAAACAAAGAGGUCAGUGCCUUCAGAGCCCCCAGCUCUGUGCACACGGUGCCGGCCCAUUGCCCACCAGCAGCGUGGGGCUGCAGUGGGUGCUGUGGGGCUUCAUGCUGCAGCUGCCCCAGAGAAGGCCAGCAGAGACCCUGCUGGUGUGCAUCACCAUUGGAAACAAGAGGGGGAAUGGGUGUUGCUUAGCAAUGCACUACGGCACGCUCCAGUCCUGGGGAAUGGGCAAAGAGCUGUCAGAAACCCCAGCAUUAUUAUUACUGUUAUUGCAAGAGCACCCAGAUGCACACGGCGCUUUGCAGACAAAAGUAAUCGGUGGUCCUUCAGCCUGUGGAGCUGCAGUGGCACAGGAUGCUGCCCCAGGCAGCAGUGGACACGGGCUGUGGAGCAGAACAGCACAGCAUGGCCCCUUUUGGCCCUCUCCCUGCACCCACUGAUGGUGUGGGAAGGUUUCUUUCUGAGCACGUUAAAGUGAGAAGUGAGCGCUGCCAAACUUCACUUUGCAUCUCUCUGUCCCGGGCUGCUGAAGCUGCAGUGCAGCCGCUGGUGCACGGUGUUGAUCUGAGCUGGUGUGCACCUGAUUGCUUCGUUACCGGGUCGGCUGUCACAUCCAUAGGAGCAGUGUCACGUUCUGAAGGACCCAUUAACACCUGUUGUGUGUGGGGAGGUAUCCUGCAGGCUCUGCAAACCGUGCCGGCUGCUUGCUGUGCGAGAUGGACGUUUCCUUCUGGUGUGGCUGCUCUGAUGUACACACAGACACCUCGCUUCCAAAGGCAGACACACAGCUGCUGUUGCACUGGAGCAGCCCUGGUAGUGGGUCAUUGUACUGCUCUGAGCAUCUCCGGCACUGGGACCCAAAUAUAACACGAGCACUUGAUCCGGCACACAUUUCGGAUAACAGAAAACUUCCUACAGCUUUUAAUGAGUUCUGGACCGGGUCCCAGGUCGUCGUCGUGCUGUUUUGUGAAAUUACUGAGAUUUAUGUCCAGCUAUUUAAUAUCAGCCUGAAAAAAGACCCCAAAGCCCUGCCCCCGCUCAGCAACGUGUCGUGCUCCCCAGCCAAAGACUUUAAUCUUUCAUCUUGUUUGGUUUUUUCCCUCUGCGCUGAUGGUUUUUUUCCUAACUCGGCCACCUCAGCACAACGUUUUGCAGGCACCUGGCAGAGCGCAAUGCAGCAGCUGCAGGCAGGCCGUGGCUUCCAGGAGGUCAGACGGUGAGCGGUGCAGGGCAGCCCUCCCUAUUGGGGUCCGGCAGUGCCCAUCUCCAGCUGGAGCCGCCGCGGAGGGGCCGUGCUGUGCCGGGGAGCUCCGAGCCGAUCGUUUUAAUACCAGAGCGACACCAAAGGGGGUCAAGUAAAUAAAUAUGCAUGCCUCACUAGUUCAAAAUAAUAAAAUUCCAAUGUGUGCAAGCCUGCUUGUUGAACAUAUGUUUGCGGCACGGCUAAGCCAUCUGGCUCAAUGUCAAGCAUUUACACCAACUGCAGUCUUACACUACCUGACAGCAGAAAAGCUUUAUUCCCCUGGUGUUUGGGCACAAAUGGAGAAAUAUUAUUGAAAUGAUUAUCUGCAUCAAGACUCAGAUUUGGUUUGACAUUUAGCUGGCUCUGUUUAAUCCAAAGGGUUGUCUGAAUGAAUAAAGAGAAGGGUUCCUCCAGAAGAUGCUGCGAGCGGCCGGGAGAGCCAAAUGAUUAAUGAGAGCCGGAGCCGGGCGCACCCUGCCCACCUCCACCCGCAUCGGGAAUGAGGACGCACUGCAGCCUGGUGGGAUGCGCACAGCCACAGUUCUGGGCAGAAGGGACUGGGAAGGAUUGCUCCACAUCCCGGCUAAAUCCAUCUACGGGAAGUCCCAGGGCGCAUCCCUGCAUCAGAGCCGGUGCUGCAGGAGAGGAGAGCGUCCCGUGCUGUCCUGGUGCCGUGCAGAGGGCGCGUUGCAGGUCUGGAGAGGGUCCAUCCCGGCUCCUUUGUAGAAAGGUGUGCCGUGACACAGGAACAAAGGAAGAACAAGAGCGCGAAGUUUGGAGCAAGUUAAUAAAAAGCGAGUGGGAGCAGGAUUUGUUUGAACUCACAGGGCUCGCACUGACAGAGACAAAUCUAUCUGAGGAAUCAGGCGUGCUACAUCUGAAAAUAAAAUGGGAUGGAGCUGCAGAGCACGGGGUGAUGAGCAGCGUUACGGCCCAGAGAGCCGCUCUGCCUGGGAGUGCUGAGCAAAGAGCCCCUCCCUCCCCCCGGGAACGCACUGUACCAUUUUAUUCCCCUUUUUCUUUACAUUUCCACUUCCGAUCGCUGAUUUGGAUUUAAAAUUAAUUUGGUGAUUUGAGUUUAAUAAGAAUGUUAGACAUGAUUUCCUUCUCACUCUUACUUUUAAUUAACUUUUUAAUUGAGAUUUAAAUGAAUUCUAAUGAACAGAAUUGGUCGCCUGAUGGAUUUGUUGCAGCGGCGUGGUGAGGGAUCAGCGUGCUGGCAGCAGCGUGAU